CAGGUGUUGUCGCGUGAAACUUGCGCGAUUAAUGUCAGAGUUCAAGUCAGGUUCUACAGCAAUGAUAAUGUGGUGUUUAAUAUUUCUGUUGAUUGGCUCGUUUGUGGAUGCGGCUGAUGUUGGCCAUUACUGGAUGUUUCGGAACACUGAUUUACCCAACUCUCCCAUCUAUCAUAUCAACAGUUUCACUGGAUUCAGAUCUACCAUCACGCCACCUUUCUCACGGUCAACAAUUCUGUCAUCGCCACUUCGCAGAUUAGAUGCCAAAUUUCUGUCAAAUGGAAGAGCAAGAGAUGCUGUGACCAAGUUUAAGUCGAAUCCAUUUUCUUCCAUCUCGUCCAAAUUUUUAGGAGUCAAGAAGAAAGGAGGUACUUUAUCCAAGUUCGUAAAACUUUCCCUUAAGUUCGUGUCCAACGCUAAGCCUUAUAAGUUACAGAUAAACAAACCAAAUGGUUUGAAUCUAGGAUGAAAUAGAAUAAAGAGUGAGCUAAAGUUAGCGCAGAUGUAGGAUAAAGAAUAAUUAUGAUGGUGUCCGAAGGUUUAUUAAUAAUGAAGAAACAGAAACGUUUACACAAACUUAAUUAAGAACUAGAAGGCUAUUUUUAAUCAUUUUUUUAUGUUUGCUGU
Messenger RNA from Limulus polyphemus (Atlantic horseshoe crab), 627 nucleotides. RefSeq lists its product as uncharacterized. The record is from RefSeq and is a predicted model, not a curated record. Bases 32 to 469 code for a protein of 145 amino acids. The transcript has 2 exons. NCBI's taxonomy places the organism in Eukaryota, Metazoa, Arthropoda, Merostomata, Xiphosura, Limulidae.